GAGAGAGAGAGAGAGUGAGCGAGGGGCUGCGUCCUAAAAGAGAAACCCAGUGUCGCUUGACUUGGUAAAUUCGCAGCGUCUCAGCCAUCUGACUCAUCACCGAGUGACAAUGACAGUACCAGAUUCCAAUUUCACCGAGUGCACCAACUUAUACGACCACCGUCCAGUGGCCCGGGUACUCAUGCCUUUCAUCUACUCCGUCAUCUGCCUGAUGGGCCUGCUGGGCAACGCUCUGGCCUUACAUGUGAUCCGCUCCAACCUGACCAAGCUCAACUCCACCACAUUGUACUCUGCUAACCUGGCAGCGUCCGACCUGCUCUUCUGCCUGGCGCUUCCGCUACGGGCGACCUACUAUGGCCUGGGCUUUCACUGGCCCCUGGGAGAGACAAUGUGCAAGCUAACAGCCCUGCUCUUCUACCUCAACUGCUAUGCAGGGGUUAAUUUCAUGACCUGCCUGGCUGUAGACCGUUUCAUGGCUGUGGUGCUCCAGCAGAGGCUUAGCAAGCUGAGGAAAGUGCAGAACGUGAAGUACAUUUGCGUGAUUGUGUGGUUAGUGGUGUUGGCACAGAUCCUACCAUUACUGGGCAUGCCCAUGACGAAUGUGGAAAAAGAUGGUACCAUCACUUGCAUGGAGUAUCCAAACUACGAGAACAAGGUCCAAGGUCUGCCAUAUAUUCUGAUUGGUGCAGUGCUUCUGGGCUAUGGCAUUCCAUUGGUGACCAUCCUCAUAUGCUACUCUGUGCUUUCCCGCAAACUACACCUAGCAGCUAAGACCAACCAGUUAACAGAACGUUCUGGAAGGACUCACAAAGCCAGAGGAGUGAUCGCUGGCGUGGUUCUGGUUUUCGUUGUGUGCUUCAGCCCGUACCACCUGGACUUGUUACAGUAUAUGGUCCGGAAGCUGGUCUACAAUCCAGACUGCGCGGAGCUUCAGGCCUUCCAAAUUUCCCUGCACAUCACUGUGUGUCUGAUGAACUUCAACUCUUGCUUGGAUCCGUUUGUUUACUUUUUUGCCUGUAAGGGCUACAAGAGGAAGGUGCUGAAGAUCUUAAAGCGGCAGGUUAGCACUUCAUUCUCCAGUGUUGGACGGACCUCACCCGAAAGUUCUGGCACACACGACAACUUCUCGCAUUUACGUGGCAAGAGCCGUCACCACAACAACUUGCCCCUAAACCCUAUUGGGAGUGGCUCCUGAGAUCAAGAACCUCCUGUGUGAGGUUAGGUAUCAGUGGAGAACGGCCAGAUCACAAGUCCAAUGACGAAAAGGAAGCAAUUUAUGGAUUUGAAGUAGGGCUGCUUGAUAAGGACAAACCAUCAUAUGCUGUCUGUAGUGCUAUGAAUUUGAGCAUAACUAAACAAUGAUGAACAUAUUAUAAUACCAUACGACAUGGUUAAAGAUAGGGCAGUAUGGACAAUGGAUAUUUAUGAGAGCAUGUAGGCACCCAUCACUGGUCAGAACUUUUCAGAACAGUUAUUGAAUGUUCAUCUCUCCAAGAAAGACAAUGGAGAGAAGCGAUUUAAGGUGGAUAAAACAUCAUACUGCAAUUAGAGUGGUACAAUUUGGAGUAUGAGAGUACAAUUAACAUGUUGUAUUUCCAUGAGAGAUUAAAGUCAGGAAUGCCUAGUUUGAAAUGCCAGUAAUUAAUGAGAUGCAAAUGCCAAAGAUUUUUCCAGACUUUCUAGAAUGAUAAAUAUCUGCUUUAGCGUCUUCGCAUCAUGGAGCGAGGCAACUAUGGAGAUAACAAUAAAAAACCAGCGAUAUGCAAUAGGUCAGAAAGGGACAACAAACUAGUGAAACAGCAAUGUUAACAGUUUAACUUUGUCCUUUAAAGAACAUCAAAGUCAAGGUUCCAUAUUGAACAAUGGUGAGGAUGUGCACAAGUAACAAAGAGAAUCAUUCAAUAACAAUAAACAAAGAGUUCAGCAAUAA
Messenger RNA from Pygocentrus nattereri (red-bellied piranha), 1930 nucleotides. It is a transcript of the gene gpr183b, whose product is annotated as G protein-coupled receptor 183b. NCBI's taxonomy places the organism in Eukaryota, Metazoa, Chordata, Actinopteri, Characiformes, Serrasalmidae. The record is from RefSeq and is a predicted model, not a curated record. Gene Ontology annotation, cellular component: membrane. Gene Ontology annotation, molecular function: G protein-coupled receptor activity; oxysterol binding. Bases 110 to 1195 code for a protein of 361 amino acids. The transcript has 2 exons. Gene Ontology annotation, biological process: G protein-coupled receptor signaling pathway.